Messenger RNA from Trichogramma pretiosum, 1653 nucleotides. It is a transcript of the gene Syx7, whose product is annotated as syntaxin-12. The coding region runs from base 592 to 1413 and encodes 273 amino acids. Gene Ontology annotation, molecular function: SNAP receptor activity; SNARE binding. Gene Ontology annotation, biological process: intracellular protein transport; vesicle-mediated transport; vesicle fusion. NCBI's taxonomy places the organism in Eukaryota, Metazoa, Arthropoda, Insecta, Hymenoptera, Trichogrammatidae. Gene Ontology annotation, cellular component: SNARE complex; membrane; synaptic vesicle. The record is from RefSeq and is a predicted model, not a curated record. The transcript is spliced from 5 exons.
UCGUUAUCAUCACGCGCCGUCUUGGUGCAGGACAGGUAUAGGUUGCUGCACAGUUUCGAAAAGAAAGAGGAUUUGAGAAUCAGUAUAUCGGGCUCGAAGUGUCCAAGAUAACACGGCUUAUAUACAUCUGACAUGCUGCACCUAUAUACUGUUUGUGGCAAAUAGAUGUACAUAUAUAUACAUACAUAUAUAUAUGUAUAUAUAGAUAUUCAUAACAAGGUAUGUGUUGCGCUGCGACAUUAUGAAUAGCAGUUUAUUAAGCUGACGAGGCGAACUUCGAGCUGCAUCACAGCCUGCGCUCUCACAACCAGCACGCAUCAUUCAUAUACGCGUCGCGACGGACUCCCCAUAAAUGUAACUUUUUUUCCAACUGUAUCGAUUUUUUUCUGCUUCCGUUGAGGAUUCGAUGCACCAUACGUAGUGCUUCAAAAGUGUUAUUAUAUCAUUUUUCUGCGUCGAUUUUACUCAAAUUUCGCUUGCAAGCUUCGAGUGAAUCAUCGUUAUCUUUUACUCAUAUCCACCGUACACGAUACAUAUAUCAUCGUAGACGUGCGUUUUUGUACUGAAAAAAGUGAGUUUCCAAUUGUCACGAUGGAAGGUGGAUUUUCUUCUUAUCACAACGGUGGUCCUACGAGAGAGCAAGACUUUAGUAGAUUAGCCCAAAGUGUAACUACAUCAAUUUUGAAAAUAUCACAAAAUGUUUCUUCAAUGCAAAAAAUGGUUAACCAACUUGGUAGCUCUAGCGAUUCUCAAGAGCUACGCAAUCAUUUACAUCAGAUUCAACACUAUACUCAACAACUUGCUAAAGAUACCACUAGCCAUCUGAAAGAAUUGAGUUUAUUAGCAAAUUCCGGAUCCAUCAGCCCUGGAGAGCAGCGACAAAAUAAAAUGCAAAAGGAAAGACUUCAAGAUGAAUUUAUGGCAGCACUUAAUAAUUUCCAAACAGUCCAAAGGUUAGCUGCAUCUAAGGAAAAGGAUAUGGUAAAAAAGGCGAAGGCCAAUGUGGGAAUAGGAGUUUUUGGUGAAAAGAAAGUGGAAACACUCAUUGAAUUGCAAGAUAAUAGAAGUCAAAAACAGCUACAACAACAGCAACAACAAGAAGAACAAAACAUAAGAGUCUUAGAAGAGCAAGAAGCAAAUAUUCGUAAACUUGAAAGUGAUAUAUACACUGUGAAUGAAAUAUUCAAAGAGCUUGGAGCCCUUGUACAUGAACAAGCUGAAACUAUUGAUUCCAUUGAAGCAUCAGUAGAAAGAACUGAAGUAUUUGUUAAUGAAGGAUCUACUCAACUCAGACAAGCAUCAACUUACAAAAAUAAAUUACGAAAAAAGAAGUUUAUAUUAGUACUUAUUGGUGCCAUCAUUCUUUCUAUUUUAAUUGGUAUCAUUGCAUGGAAAGGCUCUUCUUCAUCCUAGAGUUAAUUCCACAAAGUUUAUACGAAAUCGAAGGUAAUUGCUAAUUAUUCAUAUGAAUCAUUGUAAUUAUUACAGUUGAAUACAACAAACUGAUUCUAAAGAGAAUGCAGAUUGUAUGUUAACAUAAUGGAAACUAUGUUGUUGAAAAUUUGUGAUCACAUGUAUGAAAUUAUCAAUUUAUAUUCUAUUUAUUGGCUAAAAUUAAAAAUUUUUAUGGUCUUUGAUAAAAAUUUUCCAUAA